AAUUGAAACCAACCCUAAGCUCCUUUUAUCUCCGCUCUAGAGGUAGUCCUGAUUAUUGCUGACUUAAGCAUCGGAGUGUCUACCCCGAGUUCCAUCUCGGGGCUUUGCAGGUCAAUCCAGAGUGCAGACGCGGAUUGAAGAGGGACUUCUGGUUUGGUGCAAUUACAUUGGCGCCGUCUGUGGGAAUCCGAACUAAAAGCUUUCUUGUUGCUCUUUCAUCAUGGUUAACACUCGAUUAGUUCGAGCUGGCAAUUCAUCUCUGCCUCUUGGGCAAGGUCAACUCCCCAACAACCUUCCACCUCAGCUCCCACCUCAACUUCCACCUCACAUCCCAAAUAUAUUCCCUCUUGUUGAUCAUGCAGAAGGAGGAGAUGAAAACCAACCUCAUACCUCAGCUCACAACUCAACUUCCAUUGCCAACCAAGACGUAGUGACAGCUCAGCUUGCUGCCAUGCAACAACAGUUCGGUGUUUUUCAGUUGGUACUGGCUCAGCUUUUAGCUAGAAACAAUCCUGGUGAUCCCCUCAUUAAUUUACUGAACCCUGCCCCACAACCCCCAGCUCCACAACAGAAUCCUCAACCAAUCUUUCCCUCUACUUUCCGAGGUAAUGCUCGAACUUGGUAUUACAGUCUACCUCCAAGGUCAAUUAGCUCUUAUACAGAAAUGGCAUCUGCCUUUGCCACUAAGUUUUCCAGUAGAAGGUUGAUCAGGAAAACUACUUCUGAGUUUAUGCGAGUUAAACAGAGGGAUAGAGAAUCUCUGAAGAACUAUAUGAGCAAAUUCAAUGAUGCGGUAUUGGAGGUUAGUUCCUUCAACCAAGCUGUGGGGAUCGCUGCUGUGAUCUCCGGUCUUAACCAUGACAGGUUCAGAGACAGUUUGAUCAAACAUCCUGCCACCACCUUUAGCGAGGUGAAUGAUAAGUCUCUGAAAUUUAUAACUGCUGAGGAAUACGCCCCGGCGCAGAACCCAACUCCCUCUAAGAACCGAAACCCAGAAUGGAAAGAUGACAAUUCGAGCAGGAAAAGGAUGAGGAUGGCACAGAACCGAGGUCCGAUGCUGACCUCCACAUUGAGAUUCGGAUGGCCGAACUCUACACCCCCGCAACAAUCUACAGGUAAACCUCCAGUUAAUUGGACUCCUUUUAAUUUGCCGAGGUCACAGAUUUUUAUGCAGAUCAAGAAUAAGAUCGAUUUAAGGUGUCCUGGCCCAAUGAAGACUGCUGCUACUAGUCGAGAUCAUACCAGAUAUUGUGAUUUUCAUCAAGAUCACGGUCAUACUACAGAGCAGUGCAACAGUUUAAGGUCCGAACUGGAGAGUCUAGCUCAGAAGGGAAUGUUGAAUGAGUACAUUCGGAGAGCUGAACAGCCGAGAUUUGUCAAAGAACAGAGGCCAUAGCCUCAAGGAGUCCGCAAUCCCCCAAACAAGAAAAGUGUGGGAUAUCAACAAGCCCCACCUCCACUCCCACCACUAGCUAGAAUCAUACACAUGAUUACGGGAGGUCUGGAAGCAGGUGGAUUGAGCUCUAAACAACGAAAGCUGUAUGUCAGAGAGGUUAAGCAUCAAAACCGAGCUCAGAAAUGAAAAUUUGACGACGCU
This is a messenger RNA of Rubroshorea leprosula, 1597 nucleotides long. The record is from the annotation of a GenBank genome assembly. Lineage: Eukaryota; Viridiplantae; Streptophyta; Magnoliopsida; Malvales; Dipterocarpaceae.